AUAAACAACAACAACAACGAGCAGUUGUAACCUGAUGGAUGCAAGCCCAUUGCCUCCCCACCCAUCAUUCCAAGACGAGUCAGUUGCUAGAGCGUACAGCAGAUGCCGGGAGCUGGAAAAGACCUUAGCCAUGGAGGCCAGGGUGCUGGGAUAUCUUCUUUUGCUUGCUCCUGAAGAAGAGGGUCGGCGAUACCUGGCAUCUGAGAUCAAUCCUGAUCCAGUGGAUGAUUCUGGCAAUAAAACAGAUGACAGUGUUGUUCGUGGCGAUGAGACCCUUUGUUUGUUGGCAAAACUUUAUAUUGCUGCCUUCAUCCGUUGUUUCAGGUCCGCAAAAGGGCCAACGCCGGACCCCUCGCUUCAUCCUAGUCACAUCUCUUUCGAAGGCAAUGUUGUUGAACUUUCCUACAAACUUAUGGAGCCGCCUUCUUCCCAUCAGAUGGCAAAGCAUAAGGCUAUACGGAGAGAUGGUGGUCGUUGUGUUGCAACGGGCAAAUAUGAUCUUCUAACGGCUCAAUCUGACGCAUCUUCUCUGGAGUUCAAAAUCCCACCUGAUGCGCCAUGCUGUAUGACGGAGGCUGCUCUCAUAUUUCCAUCGUCGAUCAAUCGAAAUAUUGCAGGAGGGAAUGAGGGUGCCGCAAAGAAUGAUUGGGCAGCGUCUGUUUGGGCAGUCAUGGAGCAUUUUGGUAAUGUUCGAGUUUUAGACGAACUGAAUGGGGAUAAUAUACAUCGAUUGGAGAAUGUGCUCACGCUUUCUCAUGACAUCCAUUCUGCAUUUGAUCAGCUCAAGUUUUGGUUCGAAGCCACGAAUGCCAAUGCAAAUGAGUAUCGCCUGAGGACCCUGUGGUCCAGGCUGAUGGUCGACAAGGAUACAAUAGUUACCUUGACAACGCCUGACCCACAGUGUCUUCCCCUCCCUUCACCUAAAUAUCUUGCAUUGCAUGCUGCAUGCUGUAAGGUCGCCCAUCUCUCUGGAGCAGCUGAGCACAUUGACAGAUGCUUUAGGGAUUUGGAUGGAAUGAGAGUGUUGGCAGAAGAUGGGUCGAAUGUAGAUGUUUUGAUGUUUGUGUUGGAGGGUAUCACUGUAUGAGUG
Molecule: messenger RNA, 1090 nt
Organism: Cantharellus anzutake
Lineage: Eukaryota; Fungi; Basidiomycota; Agaricomycetes; Cantharellales; Hydnaceae
Exons: 5
Coding region: 35-1087 (350 amino acids)
Source: RefSeq, a predicted model, not a curated record